This is a messenger RNA of Didymodactylos carnosus, 2109 nucleotides long. The record is from the annotation of a GenBank genome assembly. Lineage: Eukaryota; Metazoa; Rotifera; Eurotatoria; Philodinida; Philodinidae.
AUGGAUAUAGAACUUCGAUGUCCAUUAUGUAAAGAUUAUUAUCGUUUACCAUUAUAUUUACCGUGUCAUCAUUCAUUAUGUGCUACAUGUGCACAUUCUAUACAACAGAACAUUUCAGUUGAUAUUUCACAAAAUGUAAAUAGUAAAUCGAAACAUAAUAAAAACAUUGUUGUUCGUAAUAGUAUAACUGGAUCUGAUCUUGGUUCACUAUCAUUUGCAUCUGACUUAGAUAAAUUAUCAUUAAUAAGUGAUAAUGAUUCGGGUGUUGCUGUUUCUUCUGCCUCAUCAUCUUCAUCCUGUUCAUCAUCUAUUACACGUCCAAAUAGUUUGAUUGUUUCACCAAUUGUACCACCAGCAUUACCUGAAAUAUCCAUAUUAAAUGGUAUGUCAUUUACUUCUUCAACAAAAAAUCCACUAUUAAGUAUAACAAAGACAACAACAACAUCAUCCUAUUCAACUUAUCUUCAAUGUCCUAUAUGUUCUAAAUAUAUUUAUAUGGAUCAAACAGGUGUUAAAAGUUUGCCAGAAAAUCAUUUAUUAAAAGAUAUUUUAAUUCGUUAUAUUGAAACAAAAAAAAUAAGUGCAAAAGAAUUAUUACCAAAAUGUCAAUUGUGUGAAGAACAACAACCACAACAAUCAGAUAAAAAUAAUAAUUUCAAUAUUCAAGAUAAUAUAAUACAAUUAUGUGAACAAUGUUUAGUUUAUUAUUGUGAAAAAUGUCGUGAACAAUAUCAUCCUAUACGUGGACCAUAUGCAAAACAUAAUUUUAUAAAACAAACUGAUUAUUUAUCACACCUUUCAUCACCGACAAAAAUAAUAUCUUCUUCUAUUGAUAAUAAAAUAUGUCCCGAUCAUCAAAAUCGUCUAUUGAAUCUCUAUUGUAUUUAUUGUCAUAUUGAAUGUUGUCAACAAUGUAUGCAAGAAAAUCAUGUUCAACACGAAACAAUUCCAAUUUUACAAGCAACCAAAGCAUAUAAGACGCAAUUAUCAACACAAUUACAAAAUCUAUCCGAGAAGGCUAAACAAGGAACAGAUUUUUUGACAAAAUUAAAAACAUAUCCCGAUCAUAUCAAGAAAAAUUGUUGCAGUUUUCAAUCAUCAAUUAUUAAAGAAAUUGAUAUUCUUAUACAAACAUUAGAAACAAAAAAACGUGAAUUAGUUGAUGUGAUUGAAAAUGAAAAAGAACGAAAAAUUUCUAUCAUUAAACAACAAUGUACUGAAAAUACAUUUCAUAUUCAACGAACAACCGGAUUUUUACAAUUUUGCGUUGAAGCAUUAAAAGAAUCAGAUCCAACGGCAUAUUUACAGGUAUGUCAUGGAUUUAAUACAAAAUGUAAUGAACUCUAUGGAAGUUUUUCGGAAGAAUUUGAACCAAAACCUCAUACAUCACAUGAAUUCGAUUUAAUAUUCAAUACUGAGAAUUUAUUACGAGAAAUUCAUCGUUUACAAUUUCAACAAAUGAAAGCUCCAUUAUCACCUCGUUUCAAUAUUGAACAAUGUACGUGUGAUGACUCUGGCUCUGGCACACUUGCAUGGUAUACCAGAGAUCGUUCAACAAUUCAAAGUUUUAUACUUGAAUUAGAUGAUGGAACAUUAUCAAUUUAUUGGUUUACAUUCAAUCCACGAAUUGCUCAUCCUGAUAUUACAUUUUUGAGUGUUAAUUCUGAUGCCGUGACAUGUCAAAGUUAUGAAGAUCGUGUCGUAUUGGGCAAUGUUGGUUUUCGUAAAGGUGUACAUUAUUGGGAGUUGACUAUCAAUCGUUACGAUGAUAAACCUGAUCCUGCAUUUGGUGUAGCUCGUUUUGAUGUAUCAAAAGAUUAUAUGUUAGGCAAAGAUUCAAAAUCUUGGUGUAUGUACAUUGAUAGUGAACGAUCAUGGUUCAUGCAUAAUGGACAGCAUACAAAUCGUCAAGUUGGUGGUAUUGGGGUUGGUAGUGUAAUUGGAUUAUUACUUGAUUUAAACAAUGGAACAUUAAGUUUUUACGUAAAUGAUGAACCGCAGGGUCCAGUUGCAUUUACAAAUUUACAUGGAAUAUUUUAUCCAGCUAUUAGUUUAAAUAAGAAUGUACAUGUAACUCUACAGUCAGGUUUAGAUCCACCAAUUGACUGA